AUGUUUCGGGCAGCCAGCGUAAGAAAGCUUAUUGCUCGUUCGAUCACAACAUCCCGUCGCGCCUUCUCAUGCACCCACAACCCCGCCUCGAUAGAUGCGGAUCAUUACACCUGCAACCUCGACGCCGAGCCGCUCCAUCGAUAUCGAGCGGGCGGCUAUCAUCCCGUCCGGCUAGGUGAUAUAUUUCACCAUGGGCGAUACAAAAUCCUACACAAACUCGGCUGGGGCAGCUAUUCCACCGUUUGGGCCGCGCGAGACUCCAGGCAAGUAAGCCCUUCCUUUGCUCCGCUUGGGACUCAUCUUCGCGCACUAACCGAAGCAGUGAGCAAACGUAUGUUGCCAUCAAGAUUCCCGGCGACGUUACCUGCCUCUUUGCUGGACCAAUUCCCACUCACAGGACCAAAUGGAGUGCACCACUGCCUGGUGCUGGAUAUCGUCGGAACUAGCGUGCAGGACGUGGUGGAGAAUCGCUUUGAUAUGACCCGUCUGCCCGGCCAACUGGCGAGGAGGAUUGCACAGCAGGUGAUACGAGGAGUGAAUUGUCUACACGACCAUGGAAUCGGGCAUGGAGAUCUCCACAUCCACAACAUCGCCUUGGACGUCCCACCAGCACAUUCCCUAUCGACGGAGGACUUCGUGCAGAUCUACGGCGCCCCUGAGACUAUGCCCGUGGUCAGGAAGGACGGCCAGCCGAUCGUUGAAGCGGGAAUACCUCCCUACCUCGUCGCACCGGGCACUCGCAAAGACGACCUGGAUGUCGACACUGUCAACGUCAAAAUCGUCGACUUUGGCGGGGCGUUCAUCCAGUCGACUUCCGCAUUGGAGAUCCACACUCCGCUCGUGGUUCGCGCGCCGGAGGCCAUUUUUCGCGAUGAGUACGUCGAUACUAGGGUGGAUUUGUGGGGUCUGGGUUGCAUGAUCUUCGAACUCGUCGCCGGCCAGCCGCCGUUCGACAACAUCCUCGUCACGCCCCCCUCUCUCGUCCGCCAGAUGCUGACUCUGACGGGCGAUGCUCUUCCGGAGCGAUGGCACGCGAAGUGGCAAGCGAUGUCCGACAGAUCCACUGGUCGUCCGACGAUAGAAGAAGACGAGGAGGAGGACUUGCGGACGCUCCAGUCAUGGCUGGAAGAGGUUUAUUUGGAGGGAGAAGGCGAGGCGGGCCUGGAUCGAGAUGAUCUACGGAGAGUUGGUGGGCUUGUACGAUCGAUGCUUCGCUUGGAGCCUGGGGAGAGGGCGUCCACGCGGCUGGCUUUGCGGGAUGAGUGGCUUGCAUAG
This is a messenger RNA of Zymoseptoria tritici IPO323, 1275 nucleotides long. RefSeq lists its product as uncharacterized. The record is from RefSeq and is a predicted model, not a curated record. Gene Ontology annotation, biological process: protein phosphorylation; spliceosomal complex assembly; regulation of mRNA processing. Gene Ontology annotation, molecular function: protein kinase activity; ATP binding. Bases 1 to 1275 code for a protein of 424 amino acids. Lineage: Eukaryota; Fungi; Ascomycota; Dothideomycetes; Mycosphaerellales; Mycosphaerellaceae. The transcript is spliced from 4 exons.